GUUACCGGAAGUAGGAUACCUUAUUUUGAAAGGGACUUUCUGUUGUCAGCUAAGCGGCGGUUCUCAGACUGUAUGUCCGUUCAGAAACCGAAAAAAAGGCAGAAAUUGAAGGCGACCUGCUCUUUAUCCUCGUCACCAUGCCGUUGAUAUGAGACUGAGCCGCAGGUGAUUGGUCAGUUUGGAGACAGGUUUGUGAAACGCGAUGGCUGAGAGGUUCCCUGCCAGCCCUGGUUCUUCAGAACCGGACAGCCCCGGAGGUCUGAACCGACGAUGUCUGCUGGAACCCACAGAGAACCUGUUCAGUGAUCUGUCCGUCAUUGUCCCAGAAACCCCCAGCCCACAGCUCGGCAAACGGAGGAGACACCGCCGUACUGCGGAGGAUCUUUACAGCCCUGGACCUCAGGUGGCGGCCGGCGGCGCUCCAGGACCAGAGAAGUCCAUAGGGCCCGGCGAAGGUUUUCCACGUAAAUCUAAGCGCCGGCGACUGGUCAACCCGAGUGUUGGCUUCGUUCCAGCAUCAUCUCUCAGGAGUUUUUCUCUGGGCGGCUGGCUGGAAACCCCGUCCUCCUCAUCAUCUUCUUCCUCCUCGUCUUCGUCGUCUUCGUCGUCUUCCUCCUCCUCUGUCUCCUACCUCACUCCAGAGUCGGUCCUCAGGUCAAACCGGAUUGACGCGUCAGCUUCAGCGUCUCCCCCCGCAGCAGCAUCCUCAUCCAGCUCGCUGUCCUUCCUCACCGAAGAGGAGAGGAAAUGGCUGAACGAAGGACAAGGAGACGCCUCACUAGACGUGGUGGAGCAGAUCGUCAUCAGCGACGAUGAGGAGGCGACUGUUCGCUCGUUACAGGUGAAGGAAGACGAGGCGCUGGCGCGGAGCCUGCAGGUGGGACUUCCUUACUUCCUGCUGCAGACUCCCAGCAGCUCACCUGAACAGGUGGGACUAACUUCCUGUUUUGGUUUUGUUUUGUUUCAGGCUCAGUUCGACCAUGAGGAGUCGCUCAGCAGACAUCAUCAUCACAGCCAUCAUCUUCAUCAUCUUCAUCAGCAGAGCCACCAAAGGUGUUACUCCUACAUGCAGCCCAGCUGGAUGUCUCAGGUGUUGGCCGCCGUCUCUCCUCUGGUUGGAUUCGAAGAUGAUCUGAUUGGUCAGCACAGGCGGCGUGGGCGGAGCCGAAGGAGGAGCAGGGUACCCGACUUCGCAGAAGAUCUCCAGGGGAACGACUACGAGGCUCUCCUGGAGUUCGAAGAGCGGCAGGGCACCGUUGUGUCAAAGAAAAUGAGUCGCAGGGAAAUCCAGAGGUUUCCAACCAAAAACUUCUGCUCUGCGACCAACAGCGGGAACACCCAGUGUCAGAUAUGUUUCUGCGAAUACGCUGACAAGGACAAGCUGAGGAUGCUGCCCUGUUUCCAUGACUACCACGUCCAAUGCAUCGACAGGUGGUUAAAGGUACAGGCACAGAGAAAACCAACACCCAAGUUCUUAUUGUCAAGUUGUCGAGUUUACAGUAAUUAUCUCCAAACUCUUAGAAUAUAUAACGCGUAACGGUUAUUUUAGUAAAUGAUUAUUUUAUCGAUUAUUCUGAUGAUUAAUCGCACAUUUUCCAGGGUUUUCAUUUAAACACUUGAGCCUUUUUUUAUAUAUAUAUAUUAUUAUAAAUGUAUUAGAAAAUGUGACUAAACAAUUCAGUUCCGUUUAGUGAAAAGGGAAAUAUUUUAUUCCCUAAAAUGCAGCAAUAUAUUAUUCUGUUGAUCAAUUGCAGCUAAAAAAAUACUUCUAACAUAAACAUAUGAAAAGCUCAUCCAGUUCUGCUGGUCUUGACAUCAAUUAACUGAUUAGUAAUUGGAUUAUAAAGGUGCUGAAUUGAAGAUUUGUUUAUUUAUUUUACAGAAUUUGAACCAGGUGAAGCUAAACCAAUGAUAGUUGAAGAGUUUUUUGUAGCACAUUUACAGACAGAGAAGAUUUUUCAUCUUUUUGUAGUUUCGGUUUAAUUGUCUUUAGAUCUUGUUCUUUCAGCAAAUGUCCUUCUUUUGAGUCUGUGUAUUCCAGUUGACAAUCCCUAAGUUGGUAAACAUUAUUUAAAUAAUCAAUUAAUCAUGGUUAGUCAUUUCAGCCUUAAUUGUUUUCCAUUUUAUGUAAAGCUUUUAAUUUUUUAAUUUUUUUAAUUUUUGUCUGACUCGACAGUUUUUUCCCCACACAACAAAAAAUUUGGACACGCCCGAUUUAGAUAAACCCUGCUGAUUUUGUAACAGAGUGAGAUGUCUGUCUGUGAUGAACAUCUCUGUGUUAACCUGCCUGUUUCCUCCCGACAGGACAACUCCACCUGUCCGAUCUGCAGGGCCAACCUGGCUGAUGGAGACUCUCUAGCGCCCCCUACGAUGUGACCCGAAACUCCUCCCCGUUUUCUGAAGAAUAACUGAUACAUUAUUUUUAGACUGUUAUUCCUUUUGUGUUUUUUUUUGUUUUUUUGGGUUUUUUUUUUUAUAUAUUAAACUCUGCAGGGUCGGUUGAAGCUGCUGUUGAUUAAUCUGUUCUUAAAUAAAAAUGUUUCUAUUUUC
Poecilia reticulata (guppy) is the source of this 2550-nucleotide messenger RNA. The record is from RefSeq and is a predicted model, not a curated record. Lineage: Eukaryota; Metazoa; Chordata; Actinopteri; Cyprinodontiformes; Poeciliidae.